AGGAUAAAGAAGCUAAAGACUGAGCUGCAACUACAACACUUCUUCCUGCCUGUUGCCUUUUAUAAAACCCGUUUUUCUUCCCUUUCAGGCUCGAAACAUCCAGACGUCUGAACUGGCAGCCAUUAAGAUCGUCAAGCUGGAUCCUGGUGAUGACAUCACAUCCAUUCAGCAGGAGAUCACCAUGAUGAAGGAGUGCAAGCACAAAAACAUUGUGUCCUACUUCGGCAGCUAUCACAGGAACACCAAGCUGUGGAUCUGUAUGGAGUACUGCGGGGGAGGAUCCCUUCAGGACAUGUACCAAGUGACGGGUCCGUUAAAGGAGAAGCAGAUUGCCUUCGUCUGCAGGGAGACGCUCCAGGGUCUGCAUCACUUGCAUGAAACGGGCAAAAUGCACAGAGACAUAAAGGGAGCUAACAUCCUUUUGACCGAACGAGGCGACAUCAAACUGGCCGACUUUGGAGUAGCAGCAGAGAUCAGUGCUUCAGUGGCCAAGAGGAAGUCUUUCAUUGGAACUCCCUACUGGAUGGCUCCGGAGGUGGCCGCAGUGGAGAAGAAGGGCGGCUACAACCACUUGUGUGACAUCUGGGCUGUUGGCAUCACCGCCAUCGAGUUGGCCGAGCUCCAGCCGCCCAUGUUUGACCUCCACCCGAUGAGAGCGCUGAUGUUGAUGUCCAAGAGCAGCUUCCAGCCUCCAAAGCUGAAGGAAAAAGCCAAGUGGUCUGCAGGUUUCCACAGCUUUGUGAAGAUGGCUCUCAAUAAAAACCCACGGAAGAGGCCCUCAGCUGAGACUCUUCUGCAGCAUCCGUUUGUGACCCAGCUGCUGACCCGGAACCUGAUCAUCGAGCUGCUGGACCUGGCCAACAACCCAGAGCUGCACAGCUCCGUCCCACACAGCAUGGAUGACAGCGAGCUGGAGAUUGGGGACGAGGCUCCAGACAAGAUUCAGUCAGCAGGGAAACGUUUGCCUGUGGAGAGGACCGUUUCUGAAGAACAAUUCGACCAGAUAAAGUUUGGACGGCCAGUGAGGAAAGUCACAGAGCCUUACCCUGACCUGCAGGGCUCCUAUGAUGACUGGAGUCUGUCUGGAGACGAAGAUAAUUCACAGAGCCUGUUGGAAUGUGUGGAAGAAGCCCUGCAGAUGAGGAGCCUAACGAUAGCGAGGGCGCCAUCUGCUGAUGGAGGUAGGAAGAUUGGUUUGUUCAGUCCUACAGCUUCGCUGCCAGCCUUCAGCUCUUUAACUUCCAACGCAGAAGACAGAGACCUGACGCCCAGACCCACCUGCACACUUGGCCCCGACGCCGCCGCCGACUCGGUCUCCACAGCAGGCCUCUCCAGGUGUUCUGCCACGCAGGACAUCAGUCAGCGCUGCAGUGACCCGAGGUUCCCCUCACAGCACCCCGUACCUGCAGAGCGAAGGCCCGCCUCCUCCGUUUCCUCCCCCAAAAGAGAGACCCCACUGUCCCCUGAGUGGAGCACGCUGCGGAAAAAGACGGAGGACUCGAGAGCUGAUUGUCAUGGGCUUCCUCCCACCCCUCAAGUCCAUAUGGGAGCCUGCUUCACCAAAGUCUUCAACGGAUGUCCUCUGAAAAUCCACUGCGCUGCUACCUGGAUUUUACCCAAAACUAAAGAUCAGUACCUUAUUCUCGGAGCGGAGGAAGGGAUUUACACGCUGAACCUCAAUGAACUUCAUGAAGACACACUAGAAAAGCUGCUGCCCCAGCGAUGCACGUGGCUUUACGUCAUGAACAACGUGCUGAUGUCGGUAUCAGGAAAGUCGUCGCAGCUUUGCUCCCACAGCCUGACGGCUCUGUUCGAGCAGAAAGGACACGUGCACAAGCGGCACGGCAGCCUGUCUCUCAGCACCAACCGCUUCGCUGAGAGGAUCAUCCCCAGAAAGUUUGCCAUAUCUGUGAAGAUUCCAGACACUAAAGGCUGCAGGAGAUGUGGUGUAGCCAGAAACCCCUACACUGACAGCACCUUUCUGUGCGCCGCCGUCCCAUCCGGUCUGGUGCUGCUCCUGUGGUACGAGCCGCUGCAGAAGUUCAUGCAUCUGAAGCACAUAUCGGUUCGGCUUCCAGACUCUCUGCCAAUAUUUGAGCUCCUGGUCCUGGUUAGCGAUGAGUUUCCCCAGCUGUGCGUUGGGGUGAGAGAGAGCGAGAACGCCAGCCGCCAGCUCCAGUUCGAUAUAAUAGAGCUGAACGACCCUCCUGCUGCAGUGCCGGAUAACGGGGCCCUCAACGCCGUCCAGAUUACCCAGCUGGACCGGGACACGGUUCUGAUUGCAGUUGAAAAAAUGGUGAAGAUCGUGGAUCUGAAAGGGCUCCCCUCCAGAGAGAUGGCCGCCGAGAUAGCCUUUGACUUCCGGAUUGAAACGCUAGUCUGUUUGCAGGACAGUGUGCUGGCUUUCUGGAAGCAUGGCCUGAAAGGGAGGAGUUACCGUUCAGAUGAGAUAACGCAGGAAAUCACAGAUGAGAGCCGAGUGUUCAGAGUGUUGGGAACAAACAGAGACAUCAUCCUCCAGAGUACGCCGACUGACGACCCCUCAGCUCUGAGCAACCUCUACAUCUUGACCGGUCAUGAGAGCAGCUACUGAGCCGCUGGACAGGCUCCAUUGAUUCAGCCAAUAAAAUCCAGAGGGUUUUACCUCCCACAGUUAAGGAAUGACCCGCUCUGAGCUGGAGUUGAAACAGCCCACAGGGUCGUACUGGGAUUCUGCCGAGGUGUGGCUGCCAUCCCUAAUCUGGCAGAAAACCGUCUUUCUAAUGAACUUCUGAUGAACAGGCGCAGGAAAUCAGACCUUUGAUCAUUAAUGGGAUGUUUUAAUUGAGUCCAAGUGUGUCAGAAUUUCCACAAAAUGUCCGGUUCCAGAAGUAACUAAGGUCCGAUUUGGUUAUGAUUGAUACUCACUGAGACUAAUAAGGGAUAUUUAAAUGAGUUCAUUAGCAAAGAGCUAGAAUGCCUAGAGAAGUACCAAGGCGCUGCCCUCAGAGAUGGAGGGAGCCCAUUAAAAACUGUGCUAACUGGUCUCCGCUUGUCCUCUUCAGCCGUAAUUUAUCACCACGAACAUUAGCAAGAUAUUAAAAUUUAAGUGCAGCCAUGAAAAUGCGGUCUGUUAAGACAUAAAAUAAAACAUGCUCAGAGUUGGACAGUCUAGGUUAGGAAGGAUGAAACCAGGCCUAGUUUUCCUUCUUUAUUAUAUGCUGUGGAAAUGAGAAUUUUGGACUUAAUCUCUGGAUUUUUCACCUCUGAGCUCAUUCAUCUCUGAAAUAUAAAACUCAGCAAAU
This is a messenger RNA of Cyprinodon tularosa, 3284 nucleotides long. RefSeq names its product mitogen-activated protein kinase kinase kinase kinase 2-like. The transcript is spliced from 31 exons. Gene Ontology annotation, molecular function: MAP kinase kinase kinase kinase activity; ATP binding. Lineage: Eukaryota; Metazoa; Chordata; Actinopteri; Cyprinodontiformes; Cyprinodontidae. Bases 182 to 2593 code for a protein of 803 amino acids. Gene Ontology annotation, biological process: protein phosphorylation. The record is from RefSeq and is a predicted model, not a curated record.